Toxorhynchites rutilus septentrionalis is the source of this 1551-nucleotide messenger RNA. RefSeq lists its product as uncharacterized. The transcript is spliced from 2 exons. NCBI's taxonomy places the organism in Eukaryota, Metazoa, Arthropoda, Insecta, Diptera, Culicidae. Bases 131 to 1099 code for a protein of 322 amino acids. The record is from RefSeq and is a predicted model, not a curated record.
UGUGCUGUCAUUUACCGAUUUUAGUGAAAUAUGGAAAUAAAUCCUAUUUUUAUCAUGAAAAUUCAAAAUAUACAUUAACAAUUACACUAUUCCCCAAUUAAAGUUAUUUUCUAUUAUUAAUUUGUCGAAAAUGAUAGUAUUGUGUGUCAGAGGAUUUGUAAUAGCGCAAUUGCUGUAUGUAAUUCAGGCGUUAAACUCUCCUUACCAGAUCUACGAUAUGGUACAGCAAGAUAUUUGCAAGAUGCGACGGUUUCCAUUAUUAGAUAGUUUUCUGUCUCAGACGGAUUCUAUAUUGCUGGCAAAUCCCGAAAGAGGAGCGAUAUUUCGACAGAGCUGGAACUCCUCAAGUUUCAAAAGAUAUUCCGACUGUAAGUUCUACAUUCAAGCACCUCCGCGAAUGGGAUUAUAUGUAACCGUGGCCAACGUUCAAUUGCGAAAGAAUACUCGUGGAAACUGUAUUGAUAGCAUCGUGGUGAAGAAAAGCAACGAAAAGAAAUAUGAAUUCUGCGACGAUAAGGAGGAUGAUGAACCUAGAGUUUUCUCUGACGAUUUGGGACGAAUGAGGAUUACGGUAAAUUUAGACUCGACGUUGCCGCUACCCACAUUGGAAGAUACUCUUGAGGUGCAGCUUAUAGUUACAGUUAAGGGUAGAUGCAAUUUAGAAGGAUAUGUUCCAUGUGAGGAUGAUGAAGAUGAUUCUUGCAUCAGCAAAAACUUUUUUGGGGAUGGCAUCAUAAAUUGUCCUGAGUGCGCAGAUGAAAAUGGAUGUUUGAUCGAUUCGGUUCAGACACCUGUCGUGAAUCCUUCAAAUAUUUUUCUCAGUGCAUUGGUUUCCCUUUUUGCCACAGCAAUAGUUUGCGGAGGAUGUCUUUGGUGUCUGUGUAAGCACCGUCGAUGUAUCGACAAUUGCAACAGCAAUAGCAGUGGAACUGGUCGUAGCAAUCGUGAUUCGAUGGUUGCUGUCGAUCAGCUGCAUGUGGAUUUACAUCCACCAGUGAUUCCUUCCAAUGAAGCGACCCCUUCAGCUCCACCAGAGGAAAAUAAAGAUCUUCCCCCUAGUUAUGAAUCGCUUUUUCCGAUCGGUAGUAUUAGUAGAUAAUUGAGAGAAUAAUAAGAUAUCCACUUACAUCGAACGGAUAUGUUAGUGGAGCGAUGUGAUGUAUCUCAUUUUUGUUUAGUGAUCUGAGCUGAAUUAAAUUAAUAUUUAAAAUAUUCCGCAAUAAGUCGAAUUGAUAAUAAUUUUUUUGAGCAUUUUUAAGCUCUUCUUAGGCGCACGCAACAAAUAAAUUGACUACACAAGUAUUAGAUGACCCUUCAAAAGAGAAUGCAUAUGAGCUAAUGAUGUAGUUUUUUUAUAAUUAUUAUUCGUAAUACUAUGCUAAACCAAAAGUUUUUAUAUGUAUAUUGACCGCUUAAACGCGUUUAGUUAUAAAAAUCUAAAAUGUAGGAAAAAUGCCGUUUCUGUCUGAGGACGACAGUUAUUGUUAUAAUUAAAAUGUAUUCGAUUUUGUAAAUAAUUGAUAGAAAUGUAAUAUAGAUGAAAUUAAUGAA